CAAAAUUCGGCUUGGCUUCAGACCCUGCUAGUGUCGUUCAUUGAGGUCGGUGGCUUCCUCUGACCCUUCAAAUCUCCCCGGCUCUCCCCGUGGUUAAGACUUUUCUCCUAUAUGCAGGCGGGAUCAGUUGCGUCCCCAGAGCCUAGUUAGAGCUAGGCUAACUUUGCGGAGGGACUUUCUGUUAAUAGCAUAAAGAGUCACGGUUAGAUCUCUAAAAGAACUUAGGAAUUUGGGUCUUCGACGACUGCAAGCCACUUUUCCUCCUCUUUCCCGGGUCUCUUAUUAUCCCUAAUACAGGGACACACCAGGAAGACGGGAUGUUCUGGUCUAGCCUUCUCCGUGGUCUCAACACGUCCCUAAGUCGUGGCCUGGCCCUAGUUCCCCCGCUCUGGGCCACCCGCUCCAUGGCUACCCUGAACCAGAUGCACCGCCUGGGGCCCCCCAAGCGGCAGCCCCGGCGCCUGGGCCCCACGGAGGGCAGGCCGCAGCUGAAGGGCGUGGUCCUGCGCACGUUUGUCCGCAAGCCCAAGAAGCCCAACUCGGCCAACCGCAAGUGCUGUCGCGUGCGGCUCAGCACGGGCCAAGAGGCGGUCUGCUUCAUCCCCGGAGAGGGCCACUCCCUGCAGGAGCACCACGUGGUCCUCGUGAAGGGUGGCCGCACCCAGGACCUGCCCGGUGUCAAGCUCAAAGUUGUUCGGGGCAAGUACGACUGCGGCCACGUGCAGAAGAAGAAGUGACCGGUGGGCACGGGGCCCGGCUCCCAGCAGCAAAAGAACCUUCCUCUUCGGGCUCCAGCAGGGCCUAGGAAACCACCCUUCUUGCUCCGGGAGGCAGCAAACCUGAGCCUUGCCUCUUCCGUGAGGACCCCCCACGAGCUCACUGGGCUUCUGGAUGUGGACUAGAAAGAGCUCCCCCUGUUAAUCCCCUUGCGGUCAGGGUUCAGUGCUGGUGAGAGGGGCUUAUUCUGCAGCAUCAAGGUCUGCUGGGAAGGGAUUGUAAUAAACACAGAUCCCCAUGGUUGCCGUGUGACUCUCUGGAGU
Molecule: messenger RNA, 1040 nt
Organism: Fukomys damarensis (Damara mole-rat)
Lineage: Eukaryota; Metazoa; Chordata; Mammalia; Rodentia; Bathyergidae
Gene: Mrps12
Product: mitochondrial ribosomal protein S12
Exons: 2
Coding region: 318-737 (139 amino acids)
Biological process (GO): translation
Cellular component (GO): small ribosomal subunit; ribosome
Molecular function (GO): structural constituent of ribosome
Source: RefSeq, a predicted model, not a curated record